Messenger RNA from Sphaerodactylus townsendi, 2496 nucleotides. It is a transcript of the gene TRMT9B, whose product is annotated as tRNA methyltransferase 9B (putative). The transcript has 4 exons. Gene Ontology annotation, cellular component: nucleus; cytoplasm. NCBI's taxonomy places the organism in Eukaryota, Metazoa, Chordata, Lepidosauria, Squamata, Sphaerodactylidae. Gene Ontology annotation, molecular function: S-adenosylmethionine-dependent methyltransferase activity; tRNA binding. Gene Ontology annotation, biological process: tRNA wobble uridine modification. The record is from RefSeq and is a predicted model, not a curated record. The coding region runs from base 962 to 2314 and encodes 450 amino acids.
GAGGGCUUCCCGCUGCAGGAGAAGCCGGGCACAGAGGAGAGGAGAGGGAAGCCCUCCGGCUGCUCCAAGCCCGGCGCAGCCUCCUGCUCCCGGGACCCGGUGCAGCAGCGGCUCCCCUUGAUGCACGGCGGAGGAGAGGCUGGCGGCCCCUUGCAGGUGAAGGGAAGGACGGGAGGGCGCAGUCGGUGAGUGCGGGUUUCUUGCCAUGCAUCCGGUAGCUCGCCAACUUGCUUCCAGGAGCCGGUCUCGCGGCGUGUCCGGCGGGGGAUUUUCUCGGCGGGGCCUGCGGUUCUGAGCACGCUUAGGGCGGACCUCCGGAGACUCCUUUCUGCAGACACGUUUUGGGGCCCGGCUUCAAAGGAUCUCGGAUCAGGGUUUUUUUGGGGGGGUGCGUGCGUGCCCCCCAAGAGCAACGCGAUCCCGAGGGUCUGCCGCCACCCGAGACCUGCCCCUCCAUCGGAGAUGCCGGGUUUUACCGCCUGCUGCUUUUAUUUGGGACUGAUUUCUUCCCUUUCCUGCCUUUGGGAUUUGCACGUUGGCUUCGCACUCUGCACAAUAAAGAAAUGCAACGUUAAAAAUAGGUGUGGCUCUGCCUGAUGGCCAGUUCAGUUUGCUCCCGGAGCAUCCUCCUGGCCGAAGACUUUUUCUUUCUUUCGAACACUCGCCGGCCCUGGAAAACUUAAAAGGAAAGAAGAAAUCUGGCCAAAAGGAGCAUUUCUUCCUCCCCCUGCCCAGAGAUUGCAUUUGAAAACCGACGCAUCGAAGUGACCGUGUUCUCUUCCCCAGCUUGUCUUGAGCGAGAGAAUUGGUCCCUGCUUGGAGAUUUUGGGGCUCUGAGACAGCUGCGACUCAAAGCACGCUCCCCAGGUUGCCAAAACCUUUCCGAUCGCCUCCCCUGCGCUGAAAAAGGUGUGCUGGCCCUCAUGCACGAUCAACGCAAGUGGGUCUAGAUUGCCACAGGAUGGAGCAAGAGGCUUCCCAGCUAGAAAAGAAACACGUCCAUAGUGUCUAUGAAAGCACAGCCACCUAUUUUCAUGAUCUGCAGAGCAAAGCAUGGCCUCGUGUCCGACAAUUUCUACUCGAACAGCCCCCGGGCAGCCUCAUCGCUGACAUAGGGUGUGGGACUGGGAAGUAUCUUGACGUCAACAGCCAGUUGUAUAAUCUGGGGUGUGAUUACUGUGGCCCUUUGGUAGAGAUUGCAAGAAAUAACGGUUGCGAAGUGAUGAUCUGCGACAACCUGAAUCUUCCUUUUCGAGGCCAGUGCUUCAAUGCAAUUAUCUCUGUUGGAGUGAUUCACCAUUUCUCCACUAAACAAAGACGUAUCAAAGCAAUAAAGGAGAUGGCCAGAGUGCUGGUCCCCGGAGGCCACAUGAUGAUAUAUGUUUGGGCUAUGGAACAAAAGACUCGGCGCUUUGAGAAACAAGACGUGUUUGUUCCGUGGAACAGAGCCUUGUGCUCCCAGCUCCUUUCUGAAACCAAUAAGGCCGGGCUCAGGAAUGAUCUUGCACACAGUGUAAAGUCACAGACUCAGCCGUUGCAGCGGCUAAUGGACUCUGAAAACAGCUACCCUCUUGCCCUUAACCGGAAGCAUCCCCACAGGACUGAGGGCUGCUUAGCUGAAGCUUGCUGUGCAAAAAUGUCUGAUGAGGAAGAAAACAGAUUUUACAGUGUUCUGGGGAGAUCCUUUCGGGCCUGGUUCUCCUCCAGAUCUUUAGAUGAGUCCACCUUGCAGAAGCCAAAUGGGAAGUUGGAGCCUUUGAGGAACACCGCCGAAUGGACAAACAGCACUGUGUCUGUCCAGCCGUCGAGGCACUGUAGUUUAGAUUUUGGUAGACAAGGAGCUUUGCUGAAAGGGCAAAGAUUAGAUGACUAUGAGGAAGUGUUUAUGAAGCAUGUGGCUUGCAGAAAGAUGGAAUGGUUGACGGCCUCAAGGUCGUUGAGGGACUUCAACGGUGAGCCACCCCUAUUAGCGAGAAAUAAGAAUGGAGAAACUUUGUUCCUGAAUGGUCCCAUAGAAAACAUAAGCAACGGCUGCGUCUGUCAGGGUCGUUCACUUUCAGGCAAACAUUUGAAAAGGACAUCAUCUGCUGGCUCUAGUGAAUCUAUCGUAGAUGCUGCUGUAGCUGUGGGAGACCAGACUGCUCACAGUCUAGAUUCGAAAGACUUCAUGCGCUAUUAUCAUGUUUUUCGGGAAGGGGAGCUGUGCUCUCUGCUGGAAGAAAGCGUGCCUGAGGUCCACAUACUAAGUUCAAGCUACGAUCAUGGAAACUGGUGCAUCAUUGUAGAGAAAAGGGAUGUGCAACCUCAAGUGUAACUGUGGGGAAAAGAACUUCAGACUUUGCUUCCCGUGGAAUUUUAGAGCCUUUGUCUGUCUGUCACUCGCUUUAUUUGCAUCUCUAUGAAUUGUGCAUCGUGAAAAGGGAUACUUGACAUGUAGCUGAAACAUCGGCUUUAGGAAAUCUGUUUAUGUUUUUAAUAAACUUUUUUACAAGUAAA